Molecule: messenger RNA, 580 nt
Organism: Drosophila bipectinata
Lineage: Eukaryota; Metazoa; Arthropoda; Insecta; Diptera; Drosophilidae
Source: RefSeq, a predicted model, not a curated record
UCUAAUGUUAAAGCUUUCCGUUGUGAAACAAACAAAAUGAUUUCAUUUGUAAAUAAAUAAACAAAGAAACCAGUUGGCAACCGGCUUAGUCCUAAAAAUUAUUAAAUUUAAAAAGAAAUGGAGUCGAAAUCUGAAGUUUUGACGAUUGGCGAGGAUGAGAACCAAAAUCAAAUGGAUAAACAAUCAAUUGCUAAACACAGAAAGGCAUUUUUUACGGAGGAUUUUGAACUGCGAAUGCAGAAAGUUAUUCUUGGUGGUGUUAGGCCUCUAAAUUCCCAACUGGACGAAGGAGCAAUUGAAAGGUUUUCGGCUAACGAGGUGAAAAAGAAUGGCCAAUUCUACUACGAGUUUGGACCAGAAGCUAAAAUCAAAGGCUGGAUAAUAAAUGUGAUUACUUUUGAGCCUAAGGGGUUUCUUAAACGAUUGAAGAAUAAAAUCGGAAAAGAACACUGGGUCAAUGAAAAUGUUGUUAAAUUUAGUAAAGAUUCGAGAAAUUUUAUUGUAAGUUCGGUAUCUCAGGCUGCAGAUGAAGAAACGUUGGAACUUUAUCAGUAUUUAUGUUAUCUGAACAAUACAUAGU